Molecule: messenger RNA, 818 nt
Organism: Linepithema humile (Argentine ant)
Lineage: Eukaryota; Metazoa; Arthropoda; Insecta; Hymenoptera; Formicidae
Source: RefSeq, a predicted model, not a curated record
AUUAGGUUAGUCUAUAUGCGAUGUUGUGUUUCUGUUAUACAAGAGUACGUGAAAUAGAAAGUUGACGUCUCACAGUUAAAAUAUAGAAUGGAGAUUUCUGUAAUCAAUCAGCUGUUCCUUUGAACAGAUAUCACAAAUCUACGUGAUAUAACGUUAUAAAAAUUAUGAAACAAUGAAAAUAAACAGUAAAUAUAUUCGUAACCCGUUUAUCGCUUAAGUUUUGUUAUGAAAAUGACGUAUCCCGGGCUGGUACUUCUCGUCGGAGUUGGAGUUGGAAUAGCGACUUUCUUGUAUUAUGUGUUCACUGAAAGUAAUCGUGAGAAUGGACAACAACUACAAUAUUCUAGAAAUCGAAGAUCAUCGGACCGUUAUGACGACUGGACGAUGGCAUCUCACCGAUCUGAAAAUACGCUGUUAAAUAGAAGGAGUUCAUCACACUUUUUGAGAACUAAAGAAGAAAAGGAUUUUUCGAAUAAAGAUGAUGUGAACAAUUGUUCAAUUUGCCAAUAUGCAUUAAUUGAAUCAGAAGUAACAGAGGUGCAACCUUGUAAACAUAAUUUUCACAAAGCUUGCAUUGAUGAAUUAAAAAAAUUUGAUCCCACGGCUGUUUGUCCUAAUUGUAGAACUGUAAUGAGCAAACACGCUAUUUAAAUUUAUUAUUACAUUAUAUCAGUAGCGGAUCUAUUGGUAUGCUGAUGAAGUUUAAGCUUCAGAACUUUGGACUUACCAACCAAAUAUUCUAACUAUUUCUGUAUUUGUAGUUGCAUUAUGCAAUUAUAAAAUAUUAAUUUUAUAAAUAUAAAUUAUUUUUCUUUUCU